CUCGUACAUGGAUCCUCGCCGUCUGACUCCCAAGAUGCGCCCUUGAGAGGCAGCAGCACACGUCGACUCGACAGCAUGUGGGGCCUGGAUCGGUUCUCCGCCCAUUCGACGCCCUCGGGCACACCUCCCCCGCGGCGCGAUUCCUACUCCCCAGCUCCACGGCGGCCGUAUCCAUCAGGACCGGGGCCUUUGCCGCCUCGACCCGGGCUGAACCCUCGGUCGUCAUCGCUCUCACUAGUAUCGCCUGCUUCCUCGAGCACAAGCCUACCCGCAUCCGCACGAAUACCCAAUGGCGCCGGGCGGAGGCGACCCACAGGGGGAGCCCCCCCAAACGUGCCAGAUCCGCUGCACGUGCUGGAAUCCAUAAUGGGAGGGCCGCCGCGGAAGCCGGUAAAUCUGAAGGGAGAAGCUGCAAUCGGCACUAUACCAAACAAGCCAGAAGAGGUGGUAGUCGACAUAGAUUUCGGAGGGCUCAGCCUGCAGGACUUCGCGGCGGAAGCAGCACCUGAGAUACGGCAUUCUCACCCUGUACAUACAUAUAGCUCGCAGUCAGUUGAAGAAUACGAUAAGGAGAAAGAUAGGUUUGAAGACCUGCACAAGUCUAUAAUAGCUUGCGAUGAGGUCCUGAAGUCUGUCGAAACAUAUCUCACGAAUUUCCAAACAGACCUCGCUGCCGUGUCCGCCGAAAUUGAAUCUCUCCAAGACCGGUCAAUAGCCCUUAACACCAAGCUCGAAAACCGCAGAGUCGUCGAGAAGAUCCUUGGGCCUGCAGUCGAGGACAUCAGCAUAUCACCGGCUGUCGUCAAGAAGAUAGCUGAGGGUCCAGUUGACGAAGGCUUCCUACGAGCUUUAGCAGAUUUGGAGAAACGAUCGAAGACUGCCGCCACCAAAUCGAAAGACCAGCCCGAUCUCAAGGCCGUCGCAGACAUCAAGCCGCUCCUAUCCGACCUCACCAAUCGCGCCAUCGAACGUAUCCGCGACUAUAUCGUCGCACAGAUAAAAGCUAUCCGCUCACCGUCUAUGAACGCCCAAAUUAUCCAGCAACAAGCCUUCCUCAAAUACAGAGAUCUCUACGCCUUCCUGGCAAAGCAUCAGCCCGAGCUUGCUUCGCAAAUAUGUCAAGCGUACAUUUACACGAUGCGAUGGUACUACCUCAAUCACUUCACGCGCUACCGCACGUCCCUUGAAAAGAUAAAAUUACACGUCCUCGACAAAUACGACGUCCUAGGCGAAGACCCCACUUCCAAACGCAGUGGUGCUCUCCUCGGUCAAGCAAGCCGCGGUGCCCCAUCUUCAUACGAUGUCUUCACCCUCGGCCGUCGCCUCGACACCCUCCGCACACCCUCCGUCCACGCCCUUCCCGCCCACCUCGCCGAAGAAGAACAAGGGAAAAGCAUACAUCACCUCGAAACCCCCUUCCGCAGCUUCAACCUCGCCCUCAUCGAUAACGCCUCCUUCGAAUACACCUUCCUCACUACCUACUUCUCGCCGUCGCAAAAUUAUCACGCUAUCUCCCGCACCUUCUCCGCCAUCUUCGAACCGACGUUCGCGCUAGGACAGGCGCUGACGAAGCAGCUUGUGGAGGGGAGCACGGAUACCCUAGGCGUGCUGGUCUGUGUAAGGCUGAAUCAGCAUUUUGCUUUUGAGUUGCAGAGAAGGAAGGUACCUGCUAUGGAAGGCUAUGUUAACGCGACGAACAUGCUGCUUUGGCCGCGGUUCCAGCAGAUUCUGGACAUGCAUUGCGCGGGGUUGCAGAAGCUCACAAGUUCGCUGCCGAACCGGCCUUCAACCGGCGCUGCUCUGCUCUCGACUAAUUCGCACUCAGCGAAUUCGACGGCGCCGACGCCGCUUACACAGAAGUUUGCCAAUCUGCUGCAAGGCAUUCUUACUCUGUCUAGCGAGACCGGCGAUGACGAGCCGGUGUCCAUCUCUGUCGGCAGGUUAAGGUCGGAGUACGAAGCGUAUCUCACGCGUUUGAGUAAGGGCGUCAGCGAUGCAAGGAAGCGAGAGCGCUUUCUGUGUAAUAACUACAGUCUUGUGUGUACGAUAUUGACGGAUGUGGAAGGACGCCUGGGCGAAAACGUGCGCUCGCACUUUGAGAAGCUCAGGGAUGCUUUUGAUAAGUAGAACGGCUGGUUGGGGAGUUGGUUGGUGUUUUGGUGCAUGUAUAGCGAGCAUGGCUAGUUAGAAGCUCACGCCGUGGUAUCGACUUUACAUUUGAGACUGUUACGCACUAUGGACAUGUUGAAACUGAGUAUCCUACAAGUAACCAAUAUUCG
Trematosphaeria pertusa is the source of this 2279-nucleotide messenger RNA. RefSeq names its product Sac2 family protein. Bases 76 to 2127 code for a protein of 683 amino acids. NCBI's taxonomy places the organism in Eukaryota, Fungi, Ascomycota, Dothideomycetes, Pleosporales, Trematosphaeriaceae. Gene Ontology annotation, cellular component: GARP complex. Gene Ontology annotation, molecular function: syntaxin binding. Gene Ontology annotation, biological process: retrograde transport, endosome to Golgi; endocytic recycling; Golgi to vacuole transport. The transcript is spliced from 2 exons. The record is from RefSeq and is a predicted model, not a curated record.